This is a messenger RNA of Mucor mucedo, 1760 nucleotides long. Its product is annotated as WD40-repeat-containing domain protein. The transcript is spliced from 2 exons. The coding region runs from base 82 to 1575 and encodes 497 amino acids. Gene Ontology annotation, biological process: positive regulation of anaphase-promoting complex-dependent catabolic process; positive regulation of ubiquitin protein ligase activity; anaphase-promoting complex-dependent catabolic process. Gene Ontology annotation, cellular component: anaphase-promoting complex. Gene Ontology annotation, molecular function: protein binding; anaphase-promoting complex binding; ubiquitin ligase activator activity. Lineage: Eukaryota; Fungi; Mucoromycota; Mucoromycetes; Mucorales; Mucoraceae. The record is from RefSeq and is a predicted model, not a curated record.
AUACGCAUUAUCUUGUGGUCAUUUCUUUUUUUCCAUAUUUCUUUCUCAAGCUGAUUCUUACUUUAUUCGUUCAUUUACUCCAUGUCCACAGUACCGGAUAAAGCUUUACAACCUUCAGAAAUCAAUGGUGUAAAAAAGUCGCCGAAACCCACUAAAGUAGUACAUGAAAAGACACAGCACAUUGCCGACUUGAUAACCAGCGGCUCAUUAUCAGCAACACGCCCUAAGCGAUACCCAACAUCUAAACGGCUUCAUAGUCUCGAUACUGAUGAUGAAUUCAACAAAUGUUUUACAAAGAAAACACGAAGAGUUGAACUUCCAGCAUUUGCGUAUAAUCGGGAAAUCCCAGUAGUUCACGACAUGGAGUCGACCAGAUUCAAGGUUCGCACUAAAAACUUAAAGACAUCGUCCUUCACCGAAGAGUCUGUUAGCCGUGAGGCCAUUCUCGCUAAUGUCUGUGGCUACAACCCACAUCAACGUACGUUAUGUUAUACAUCAGACGAUACACCCGCCUUCCACAAUACUGAUCUUAAAAACAACAUCAUCGACCCCAAGAUCAUCUCUCGUAUGUCUAAGCUAAAGAACAGAAAUAUCGACUCGUCGCCCGAGAAUGUGUUGGAUGCACCAUUGAUGAAGGAUGAUUUCUACCUCAAUUUACUUUCCUGGUCCAAGAAGAACGUAGUUGCCAUCGGCCUGGACACCGUCGUCUAUCUCUGGAACGCUGAUAAUGAAGACAUUACCGUAUUGAAGCACGAUGCCAAAGAUCAGGUCAAUUCAUUAUCCUGGUCUGAAGACGGAGAAUGUCUUGCUGUCGGUAGUGGUGAUGGCAAAACAUUACUCUAUGAUAUUAAUGCAAAUGAAAAGGUUCGUACUAUGGUCGGUCAAGAAGAUGGUGUGGGUGCAUUGUCUUGGCACAAACACAUCCUUUCUUCCGGUGCCAACAAGACUGUCUUUGAUCGUGAUGUGCGUUUGAAACAACCUACCGUUCGAGAGCUUCAUGGACAUAAAGGACCUGUCUGUGGUCUAAGCUGGAACUCAGAUGGUCGUAUGUUGGCAAGUGGUGGAGCUGACAAUCUUGUGAAUGUCUGGGACAAUCGAAAGACAAAGUCUAUCUUUACUAUUGAUACUCAUACCAGUGCAGUCAAGGCCUUAGCAUGGUGUCCAUGGAAUCACAACUUAUUGGCAACGGGUGGUGGUAAAGACGACAAGAAGAUCAAUUUCUGGAGAAUUAACACCAAAACACGUACACAAACCAUUCAAUGCGACUCUCCCAUCACAUCCAUCCAUUGGUCUAGGCAUUUUCGCCAAUUUGUUUCUACACACGGACACCCUCAAAAUCAUGUCACUGUUUGGGAUUAUCCUUCACUUGAUAAGGUCAAAGAAAUUCCUGCCCAUGACGCUCGCAUCUUACAUUCACACCUUAGCCCAGAUGGUCAAGUAUUAGCUACCGCUUCACCCGACGAAAACUUGAAAUUCUGGAGAAUCUUUACGAAUACUGGUGAGCCAGAGUUGGUAGAAAAUGAAUUCCAAAUCCCCAAAAAGAAAGCCACACCAAAAAUACCCGUCAUCCGUUGAUCUGCCUUCCUCACUUACAUAGCAUUUCUUUCUCUUUACCAGUAAAAAAAUAAAUAAAAUAUGUGCAAAAAUGACUUUCAUGACCGUACACAGUCAAAUGAUCAAAUAGAUAGACAUUACAUCAGUAUUCAUCACGUAACAACAAAUUGUUGUUGUACAGCGUGGGCACACGAAUUAAAACACGC